AUGGAUUAUGUCAGCCAUUCAAACCCCCACGUCAGUCCCAUUUGUCUGGUUCAGGUCUUCAGUCUUCCCGUCUCCCGUCGCGACGUGCAUACCCCCGGUUUGCCGGCUUCCAUUCCCUGCCAUCCACACCCGGCGUGGCGAAGGUCUGGACUUUACUACUCGAUUCCGACCUCAAAAUCCAUGUCUAUCAACUUGGAGCUUGUGGCUCAAAUGUCAACAUUAGAAGCAUCGUACAAACUGGCGCUACCGCAUCUGUUGUGUAUGGAUCCGGCACAGCGGCCGUGGGUUGCGGGCGUUUUGAACGGCUCUUUCAGCCUCCACUCAACGCGGCAAUGCGGACCCCCUUUGCCAUUUCCACACGUUCGCCAGCCCUCAGUGCAUUCAGAGACCCAUGCGCUUAAGCUGCGGCUGCAUGGACAUAUCCAGCGUUUGCUUGUACUCGACUGCAUCACAGGUACAACCUGGGAGCAGGCGCUCAGCAUACGUAGCACAUUCAGGGCGCAGGAAACGGACCUGUAUCUGAGUGUUUUCGCCUUUCGCCUAAACCCUGCUUCAAGCUGGCCUCCUUUGGAUCCCCGGCCUGUUGAGGACACCCUUCCCUUCAGCCAAGCACGACAAGUUCCGAUCACAGCAUUGAGAGCGAGUAAUUCCACUGGCAUUCGUGAACUUAGCCGGGUCCAGAACUCCCUAUCUGGCGCCAUCGUGACGACGCUGUUGAAGUUUCCGACUUGUCAUGCUCAAGAGCAUAACGCCAGAGGACCAAGUGGAUCGAAAUUUGUAUCUCCGGCUAACGUCCACACCCAUAUCUUUACUCAUGGAGACACCAUUGCGUCCAAUAUUGAUUUGAAAACCCGAUUAGCCUACUUAUGUAUGGCCUUACGUAUCAUCUGGGCGAGGACAGGCUCUGAAAUCAGAUUGCUAUCACAUCUAAGCCUUCAGUCGGGGCACAAAGUAAAUGGCACCUUAGCGAACGAUUUGUGUCCAGCCGAGCGUUUCGAGCCCAAUCAUGUAUUCGCCACGGUCAUGAUGUAUUUGCAAUUUCGGGCAUUUAAAUCAUGGGAAAGAUGCCUCGUAGCAAAGCGACCACUCACAGGACUCACAGUUCGACGAGAACAGCUUUCAUCCGAUGUCCCCCCCAAAUCUUGGCCAGAGGUUGCCAUCAGCGAACAAAACGUACGAUGCGAUCUAUUCAGUGUUUCUGAUGCUCCUGCGCGAGGCUUUUGUCUCGGCGUUCGCGCGGUGAAUCACCAUCCGAUACUCGUUGUUGUUCUACAGAUGAACGCUCCAGCAACACGUAAUGGUCACCCUUCAACGUCAUCUCUGAGAUCGCCAGGCCAUCAGACACGAGACCACACCCUUCGCCCAGUAGCACUACCAAUGCCGAGUUCAACUGGUGCGUCUAGAUCUGCAGGAAGUUUUUCCAGUUUCUCGAUUUCGAACCUGCUUUACAGAAUAGGUCUCUUCCAUUUACACCACUUUGGCAAGCCUACGCUAAUUGAGAAUCUCAACCUUUGCAGAGGCUGA
Colletotrichum lupini is the source of this 1524-nucleotide messenger RNA. RefSeq lists its product as uncharacterized. The record is from RefSeq and is a predicted model, not a curated record. Lineage: Eukaryota; Fungi; Ascomycota; Sordariomycetes; Glomerellales; Glomerellaceae. The coding region runs from base 1 to 1524 and encodes 507 amino acids. The transcript has 11 exons.